This is a messenger RNA of Hydra vulgaris (swiftwater hydra), 2377 nucleotides long. Lineage: Eukaryota; Metazoa; Cnidaria; Hydrozoa; Anthoathecata; Hydridae. The record is from RefSeq and is a predicted model, not a curated record.
AUUUUUAUUAAAAUUAGAAUAUCAAAAUAAAUAAUUUAGUUAAAAGUUUGGUUGACGUUUAUGGACUUUCGAGUUUACGGACUUAUUACAAAGCAAACGAUUUGGAAAUGGAUGGAAUUCAUUUAAAUGAUGGUUUAUCAGAUCCACCGGUUGCCGUAUAUGGACUUUUGAGGAAAGAGGUCUUUAUUAUAACAAAAGAAUAUUUUUCAAACGAUUUGCAAGUGAUCAUAGAACAAUUGGAAACGUCAUUGACUGAAAAGAUUGGAUAUUUAAUUUCAAUUCGCGACAACAUGAGACCUACUAUUUCUGUUUUAAUGACAAAAUUUAGAAAGAAAUAUAAGGAAGCAGCUCAACGACAAGAUUACUUUUUCAAAAAGAACGAAAACUGGUUAAAAACUUCAGUAUAUUUUCAGAUUGAUGCAAAACGUGCAAUUGUGAAUAAAUCAACGGGUCGACCCACCAGAAGUUUCGAAACUUUAUCUGAUAGGUCCAAAAGAAGGAGGACUAAAGAGAUGCGUACGAAGUUCAGCCCUGCCGAACUAUCAUUUGCUACGCAAAUGAGUCUUCGAUCUUCAGGGCAUUCAGAUGCUGCUAAGAUUGUGAAUGACGUUACACUAUCAAGUCCAUUCAAGGCAACAAAAUACAAGGAAAGUUUACAACUAUCAUUAUCAUUGCCAGCCUUUUAUGAUGCAAAUGAAGCUCUAGCACUUUUAUUAGACCUAAGUUUGACGAAAGAUUUGUACUAGCAUUUGAGAAAUCAGGCAAAAAAAAAAAGGCUUAAAUACAUUUUAUCCACCAUACUCAGCUGUAUUGGCAGCAAAAAAAUGUUGCUACCCUCCAGACGACACCUUAAAUUUUACUGAAUCAAAAGCUGAGGUACAGUUGCAAGCUUUAUUAGACCACACCGUUCAACGUAUUUUACUGCUGAACCAAGACAAUAUUACAUAUAAGAGUGAUUCAGAAAUAUUGAAUAUGACUUUGAUUUGUAAGUGGGGCUUUGAUGGAACAUCCGGACAAAGCAUUUAUAAAAUGACUUUUGAAGAUCCGAAUAUAUCAGAUGCAAGUUUACUUUUUACUUCGCUUGUUCCAUCGCAACUUGUAGGUGUAAAUCAAGAAACAAAAAAAGAAAAUCUCUUAUGGAGUAAUCCGAAGCCAUCUUCAACCCUCUUUUGCAGACCUCUAAAAUUGCAAUUUACAAAGGAAACUGAGGAAACUUUUAUAAAUGAGAAAACGCAUUUUGACAAACAGAUUGAACAACUCCAACCAUUAAAAACAACCAUUCAUAUGAAAAAUGUUUUUAUUCAAUACAGUUUAAGUAUGACCAUGUUAGAUAGUAAAGUAUGCAAUGCUAUCAACAACACAAAAUCUGUGCAACAGUGUUAUCUCUGCCAGGCAACUUUCAAGCAAUUUAAUAACAUUGAUGAAGUUUUGCAAAGACCGGUAACCACUGAUUAUCUACAGUACGGACUGUCAACUCUACACACCUGGAUUCGAUGUUUUGAAUGCUGUAUUCAUUUGGGAUACAAAAAAAAAAGGAAAAAAUGGCAAGCGCGUAAAGAAGAAGAUAAGCAGGAAAAAGCAACAAUGAAAGCUAGCAUCCAAAACCUACAUUUUAUCUCUGCUAAAUCAACACCAAAAAAAUUGAAGACUUUGUUGCCAGAGGCUGUUGCCUUCUUGGUUCCUGUAACAGAAGAUUAUGAAGACUCUGACGCAGAUUCCGAUGAAACAAACUUUGAAUAUAAUAAAGAUUUCAACAAAGAGACAGAUCAAGAUGAAAAAGAACCAAAAUGAUUAUAACUGAAACAAAAUGUUUUUUCUAUAUUUAACACUAUCUUCCAUCAUUUGACCCAUUUUUUAGCACUUACGGGCACAUUAGAUCCACCAUUUUGUUUUUUAAUUUUUUUAAACUUUUUUUUGUCAAAUUUUUAAUUUGUGGCCUAAAAGAACUUUUUAAACCCAUUUAUGAGCAACUUAAACAAUUUUUUAACAUAUAUAUCCCCCAUAUUGGAUCCGCAAUUUUGUUUUUCUUUUUUUUUUUAGCAAAAUUUUAAUCAGUAACUUCAAAAAAUAUUUGCCAUGAAAUUUCAGGCAAAUCAUUUAACGUUUUCUUAUUUUGACCAGCUUUUUCGAUGUCUGACCCACUGUGAAGCGCCAUUAAUUAUGUAAAAUUGUGGAAUGCAGAUUAAAGUUCUUAUAGUCGCUAAAUUACUGGUUUUUCUUCACGGAUUAUUUAGCAAAGUUUACAUUGUUUACCCAGGAUUUUACUUUUGCAAUAUGGAUUUACAACAUUGAAGUUGUAAAUCCAUAUUGUAAAUCCACUGAAGCUAAAUUUCUUUUGAAUAAAUAAUAAAUGUAUAUCAAUAAAACUAAACUUUUA